Penicillium nucicola is the source of this 1779-nucleotide messenger RNA. Its product is annotated as glutamate--tRNA ligase MSE1. Gene Ontology annotation, molecular function: tRNA binding; ATP binding; zinc ion binding. The transcript is spliced from 7 exons. NCBI's taxonomy places the organism in Eukaryota, Fungi, Ascomycota, Eurotiomycetes, Eurotiales, Aspergillaceae. Gene Ontology annotation, biological process: glutamyl-tRNA aminoacylation. The record is from RefSeq and is a predicted model, not a curated record. The coding region runs from base 1 to 1779 and encodes 592 amino acids.
AUGAGGCCUCCCAGCGGGCUAUUGGCCCGUCGCUGGACUUGCAUUCAGUGUCGAAGCUGCUCUACUUCUACGCCAGCCCGCAAUGGGAAGACCAAAUUACCGGACGGUCCUGCGCGCACGCGUUUCGCCCCUUCUCCUACCGGAUACCUUCAUCUUGGAUCUUUACGGACUGCGCUUUUCAACUACCUGCUUGCCAAACGUACUGGUGGUCAAUUCCUCUUGCGCAUCGAGGAUACUGACCAGAAACGAACGAUUCCCGGUGCGGAGCAACGGCUGUAUGAUGAUCUACAAUGGGCUGGGUUAAACUGGGACGAAGGUCCUAUCGUGGGUGGUCCUUAUGGUCCUUAUAGACAGUCCGAACGAACCGCUCUAUACCGCUCCCACGCCAACGACCUGAUUUCAAAUGGCCAUGCCUAUCGUUGUUUCUGCUCUGCCGAGCGUCUAGACUCAAUCGCCCGACACCGCAGCUCGGCCGGUCUGCCUCCUGGAUAUGAUCGUAAAUGCGCAGACAUCUCAGCCGAGCAAUCAGAAGAUCGUGCAGCGAAUGGUGAAUCGCAUAUUGUGCGGUUAAAGGUGGAAGAAUAUCCCAUGUUCAACGAUCUGGUCUAUGGCAAGACAGGUCAGAAUCGGUCCAACAACAAGAAGCUGGACUUCAUCGACCGUGUCUACGAUGAUCCCGUUAUGAUCAAGUCGGAUGGACAUCCCACAUAUCACUUGGCAAAUGUGGUAGAUGAUCAUCUCAUGAAGAUUACUCAUGUUAUUCGAGGAACGGAAUGGAUGCCUUCUACGCCCAUGCAUAUGGCUCUUUACAAUGCCUUCAAGUGGACUCCGCCGCAGUUUGGUCAUGUCCCUCUCCUCGUCGAGAAGAGCGGACAAAAGCUGAGCAAGCGAAAUGCGGAUAUCGAUCUCUCGUCAUUCAAGGACAAGCAGGGAGUAUUUGCAACCAGCUUGGUGAACUUUGCUUCCCUGUUGGGUUGGUCCCACUCCCAGAAAUCCGAUGUCUUUGACUUGAAGGAAUUGGAACAAAUUUUCAAUCUCAAAAUAACACGGGGCAACACUAUUGUGGCCUUUGAAAAGCUCUGGUUCCUUCAAAAGGCCCAUGCCCAACGCUUCGCUGCCGCCGGUGGUCCUGAAUUCGACGAGAUGGUGAGCAGGGUCAGCUCUGUGGUCGAAGCCAACUAUCCUCACGACAAACUCGCCACAAUCCUCAAGACCCGCACCCUCUCCGAGUACAUCGCACCACUCAUCCGCGCCGAUGCAAAGUCCUACACCGACGCCGAGCAAUUCGUCCAACGAAACUCAACCUUCUUCGCCCCAAAGCUCGACCGGGCCACCUAUACACCAACUACAUCCUCAUCCACCUCCCCUCAAGUUCCAAUGCAAGCCCUCCACACAGCAGCAGCAGCCCUAACCCUCGUCCCACCCACACAUUGGAACAUCGAAACCCACCGUUUCAAUAUAACCUCCUACGAUGGCUCGGACAGCGUCGUCGUUCCAGAGGUUGACUCAACCGCCACUGAGUCACCAGCACCUGUUUCAACAGACAAGGUCUUCAAAAAGGAAUUAUAUCACUACCUCCGCUGGGCAUUGUCUGCCUCUGCUCCUGGCCCGGGCAUUCCUGAGACCAUGGCUAUUCUCGGGAGGGAGGAAACUGUGCGUCGUAUUCAAGAUGCGAAGGCUUCUACGCAGUCUCUUGUUCCUUCGGCUGGGAGGAGGGUUCCCAAGGGGACUUUGCCUGAGGAUAAUUCUUGGAUGGGGACACUUGCGUCUGGGAGGUGA